This is a messenger RNA of Thermothelomyces thermophilus ATCC 42464, 2377 nucleotides long. RefSeq lists its product as uncharacterized. The coding region runs from base 139 to 2247 and encodes 702 amino acids. Gene Ontology annotation, biological process: molybdenum incorporation into molybdenum-molybdopterin complex; Mo-molybdopterin cofactor biosynthetic process. Lineage: Eukaryota; Fungi; Ascomycota; Sordariomycetes; Sordariales; Chaetomiaceae. The record is from RefSeq and is a predicted model, not a curated record. The transcript has a single exon. Gene Ontology annotation, molecular function: molybdopterin molybdotransferase activity. Gene Ontology annotation, cellular component: cytoplasm; cytosol.
GGUCCCGCUGUGAGCUUUCAUUAUGAGCUCCCUUCUCAUCUCUCCAAGCUCGGUGUGUCGAAGUGGACGGGCGUUGACAAUCAGUCAAUUGCCGCUUGGAAAGAUCCGCGAACAUCCAGGUCUAAUACCGCACUUGCAAUGUCAGAACCUCUCAAGGCGGCUAUCCUGGUCGUCUCGACAACAGCUGCCAAGGACCCCUCCACCGACGAAGCCGAUGCCGCACUACGCCAAGUAUUCGAGCAAGAGGGCGGGGGGCGCUGGAAUGUCGUCGACACCAGGAUUGUGAGCGACGUAGCCACCCAGAUCCAGCGCCAGAUCACGCUAUGGACGGACGUUGCUCACCCGGUCAACCUGGUUAUCACCACCGGCGGCACCGGGUUUGCGGCGGCCGACCACACUCCGGAGGCCGUCUCGGUCCUCCUGCACAAGCAAGCCCCGGGGCUCGUCCACGCCAUGCUUUCUUCCUCGCUUGCAGUCACCCAAUUUGCCAUGAUGUCGCGCCCUGUUGCCGGCGUCAGGAACCAGACCGUCAUCAUCACGCUGCCCGGAUCUCCCAAAGGAGCGAGGGAGAAUCUCCAGGCCGUCAUCAAGACGCUUCCCCACGCCUGCCUCCAGGCCGCCGGUGCUGACUCGCGAGCCCUGCAUUCGGGAGGCGUAAAAAGGCUAGAGCAAGAAGCCGGCGUCAGCUCCGGGACCCAUUAUCACCACGGCCGCCUUGAACACCACCACCACCACCACCACCACCAUCACCACUCCCACGCUCCUCCCACCCGCCACACGAAUCCAGCAGACGACGACCAAAACCAGGCACCUAGGUCGAAUGACCCCGCUCUCGGGCCCUCCCGCCGCCACCGCUCGUCCCUCUACCCGAUGGUCUCCGUGCCGGAGGCGCUAUCCCUCAUCGCCACGCACACCCCCCCGCCCAAGACGACCACCGCCCGCGUGGGUCCGUCCCUGACCGGCUCCGUCCUGGCCCGCCCCGUCCGCGCCACGGAGCCCGUACCCGCCUUCCGCGCCAGCAUAGUCGACGGCUACGCCGUCGUCGUGCCCCCCGGCGGCGACAUGCGCGGCGUCACGUACCCGGUCGUCGCCGUCUCGCACGCCGCCGCCGCCGCCACCUCCGACAGCGGCAGCGACGCGGGAGGACAAGGGCCGGCGCCGCUGAAGCAGGGUGAAGUGGCGCGCAUCACUACGGGCGCGCCGGUGCCCGCCGGUGCGACGGCUGUCAUCAUGGUGGAGGAUACCCGGCUCAUCUCGACUCGGCCGGCUAAUGGGUGUGGUAAGGGUGGAGGAGGAAGCAGCAAGGAGCAGCAGGAGGAGGAAGAGGCCGAGAUCGAAAUCCUUGCGGACGGGGUGAAGGAAGGGGAGAAUAUACGGGAAAUCGGGAGCGACAUCGAGCAAGGAGUGGAGAUCCUGGGGAAGGGAGAGCAAAUCUCUGCUGUCGGAGGGGAGAUCGGGUUGUUGGCGUCAGUUGGCGUCAGGGAAGUUGAGGUGUACGAGAGGCCGGUGGUGGGUGUGCUGUCGACGGGGGAUGAGAUCGUGGAGCAUGAUCGGGAGGGAGCGUUGAAAUUGGGGGAGGUCAGGGACACGAACCGGCCAGGCCUAAUUGCCGCUGCAAAUGACUGGGGGUUUAGGGUUAUCGACCUGGGGAUUGCGCGCGAUCAGCCCGCGUCCUUGGAGGAGGUGUUGCGGGACGCGUUGCGCAAGGUCGACCUGGUGAUCACCACCGGCGGGGUUUCAAUGGGGGAGCUUGACCUGCUGAAGCCGACCAUCGAGCGGGCGCUGGGCGGGACGAUCCACUUCGGGCGGGUUGCCAUGAAACCCGGCAAACCAACGACGUUUGCCACAGUGCCCGUGAAGGACAACAGCGGCGAGAGGGUGACCAAGGUCAUCUUCUCGCUGCCGGGCAAUCCGGCCUCAGCCCUGGUGACGUUCCACCUGUUUGUGCUUCCGUCCCUUCGGCAGAUGUCGGGCAUCGACCCGCCGGGACUCCCACGGGUGCCUGUCGUCCUGUCACACGACUUCUCGUUGGACAAGUCCCGGCCGGAAUACCACCGCGCCAUAGUCUCGGUCGGCAGCGACGGCGUCCUGUCGGCCACGAGCACAGGAGGACAAAGGAGCUCGAGGGUUGGCAGCCUGAAGGGAGCCAACGCCUUGCUCUGCAUGCCCAGCGGGUCAGAGCCGCUGCGCAAGGGCGCCAAGGUGGAGGCACUCUUGAUCGAUAGCUUACGAAGCGACGUGUCGUAGAACGGCCAAGAACCGACUGACCAUGAGAAUAACCAAACAAUAUAUAUCCCGUCGGGAGCCUCUUCUGUACAGAAAGCUUCUACACUUAGAUGAUGCCAGCCAUGCCCCUUGACCGUCCCGCCCCCGUUCC